This is a messenger RNA of Colletotrichum navitas, 928 nucleotides long. RefSeq lists its product as uncharacterized. The transcript has a single exon. Bases 64 to 522 code for a protein of 152 amino acids. NCBI's taxonomy places the organism in Eukaryota, Fungi, Ascomycota, Sordariomycetes, Glomerellales, Glomerellaceae. The record is from RefSeq and is a predicted model, not a curated record.
GAGACAGCGUCGACCCCCCAAGAAGGAAAUUACAGGCAAUGCAGCAACUGAACGUGAUGUUGCAUGGCGAACAUGCCAAGAACAUGGCACUGCUGGCGAAGCUACGGGGGGUUAUUUACGCAAAACCCCCCGCCGCAGCGGGUUUUACGUAUCGUGAUAUUACAUAAGUACUGGAUGAACUGCACUAGACCGCUUAUGGGGGUUGUUAGCGGUAAGUCCGCCGGCUCGUGGGCUUCGCUGGGGGAGGUCAAGGUCGAAGUGGCAGACGACAGGGCGCCAUUCCAGUUCUUGCAGGAGAAGGGCGACCUCACGGAGGGAGGACUCCGAGACCCCCCUGGCGACGAUGACGGCGUUCAACAUGUCGCAGCUACCGGGGUUACGGGCACAAUCGACCUCUCUAAGGAGCAUCAUGCCCGAUCUGAAGAACCCGUCCAACGUCGAGGACGGGCCGCAGAAGAAGAGGACCGCAAAGAUAUCGAGACAUGGUUGUUAUUGUUCCAGAGUGUUGGCGCAUGGUUAUAAAUCACGGAUAGACACUGUGCUUAUGGCGUUAAGGAGGGCAAUCCAAAUGAGGGUGUUUGUUCUCUUGACCUUGUUCCCGCUCUUCUUGUCUUUUGCUGACCUGGGGCUGCGGGGGCGACGUCCGUGUCUCCCAUACCAUACCAUGGUUAUAUCGCUUAUGAUUUAAUGUGGCGAGAGGAAGAGAGAUCGUGCUCACAGCUCUGCGAUUCCCAUUUACGUUCUUGAGGGUGUCUACAGUACUAGUUUAGUAGGGUGGGGCGAUCGGGGAUUAUAUUAAGCCGAUGGACGAUAGGUUUAGCUGAAAGUUGCCCGAUCAGGGGAAGAUAAAAGGGGCGAUAGACAGAUCGAUGGAGCGACAACUAAUCCUCACUUUCUUCACACAUACCUACCUUUUCUUGUACUAUAC